Molecule: messenger RNA, 2717 nt
Organism: Amborella trichopoda
Lineage: Eukaryota; Viridiplantae; Streptophyta; Magnoliopsida; Amborellales; Amborellaceae
Product: Subtilase family protein
Biological process (GO): proteolysis
Molecular function (GO): serine-type endopeptidase activity
Source: RefSeq, a predicted model, not a curated record
CACCUCCACUUCCCCGUAACCCCUCUCUUCAUCUCUCUCACUCCUAACUCCCCCAUUGCCAUGACCCAGCUCCACAGAGCCAUGGCCAUGGCCAUGGCCCUCUCCACCACCACCACUCAUCUCCUCCUCUUCCUCUCUCUCUCCUCUCUCUCUCUCUCCUCCUCCUCCCCUCUCCGGGUAUACAUUGUCCGCAUGAGCAAAGCCCACAUGCCCCCUGUCUUCACAACCCAUGACCACUGGUAUGCCUCCGAGCUCCAAACCACCAUCGAUGCUGACGCCAAUGCCGACUCUCGGCUCCUCUACACCUACGAUUCCGCCUUCCAUGGCUAUGCCGCCCUCUUGAGCCCCUACGAAGCCGAAAAGCUGCGGAGUUACGAUUCGGUGUUGGCCGUAUAUGAGGAGUAUGUCUAUGAGCUGCACACCACUCGUAGUCCCGCGUUCCUCGGCCUCGGAGGCUAUGAUGCUCCUGUUGACAUGGCUUCCUUGGACCAGGCCUCGGAGGAUGUCGUGAUAGGUGUACUGGACACAGGUGUUUGGCCUGAGAGCCCAAGUUUCUCCGAUGCCGGCAUGGCGGUUGUCCCUCCUAAGUGGCAGGGGGCCUGUGAGUCAGGCCCAGACUUCCCCGCCUCUGCCUGCAACCGGAAGCUCAUUGGCGCCAGGAGUUUCUCACGAGGAUAUCUUGCGGCCGAGGGGCUGGGGGGCAGCAGCAACAGCUCGAUGGAGAGUGCCUCGCCGAGGGACAGGGAUGGACAUGGCACGCAUACAGCAUCCACGGCUGCUGGCGCAGCCGUCCCGGGCGCCAGCCUCUUCGGGUAUGCGAGGGGCACUGCCCGCGGCAUGGCGCAGCGGGCCCGUGUGGCUGUGUACAAGGUGUGCUGGUCAAGCGGGUGCUUCAGCUCCGACAUCCUUGCUGGGAUGGACCGUGCUGUGACCGACGGAGUCGACGUCCUGUCUCUCUCACUCGGUGGUGGGGCAGCACCAUAUUACAGGGACGCGAUCGCGAUAGGGGCAUUCAGCGCAGCGGAGAAAGGUGUCUUCGUCUCCUGCUCGGCAGGAAACGCCGGCCCCGAUGCCUCGACUCUAGCCAAUGUGGCUCCAUGGAUCGCGACCAUCGGUGCCGGCACUCUCGACCGUGAUUUCCCGGCCUAUGUCCUUCUAGACAACAACCAGCGAUUCACCGGAGUCUCCCUCUACAGUGGGAGAGGCCUGAAGGGGAAACGCCUGAGCAUCGUUUAUGGGCAAUCGUCAGGGCUCAACUCCAGCAACCUCUGCUUGGCUGGGACAUUAGACCCCAAGCUAGUGAGGGGCAAAAUCGUACUUUGCGAUCGAGGCAUUAACGCCCGGGUCGAGAAGGGUGAGGUCGUAAGAUCUGCUGGCGGGGCGGGCAUGAUCUUGGCGAACACGGCUGCAAAUGGGGAGGAGCUUGUGGCGGAUAGCCACCAGUUGCCGGCCGUUGCAGUGGGGAAAAAGGCAGGGGACGAAAUUCGGGCUUACGUGAGGGGUAAAUCAGGGAUCGCGAGGGCGACGCUCGCAAUCCGGGGGACAGUUCUGGGGGUCCGGCCCUCACCGGUGGUGGCGGCGUUCUCGUCGAGAGGGCCAAAUAUGGUGACGCCACAGGUGCUGAAGCCGGACGUUGUCGGACCCGGCGUCAACAUCUUGGCCGGUUGGACCGGGGCGGCCGGGCCUUCCGGAUUGGCAAAGGACAAGAGGAGGACUAAAUUCAACAUCAUCUCAGGGACAUCCAUGUCAUGCCCUCACAUUAGUGGUGUGGCCGCAUUGCUCAAGGCUGCACACCCUGAUUGGAGCCCGGCCGCUAUCAAAUCAGCCCUCAUGACCACCGCCUACACUCGUGAUACCACUGGUUCUCCCCUCAGAGAUGCAGCCACAGGUGGACUAUCAACCCCCCUAGCCCAUGGCUCGGGUCAUGUGGAUCCUCAAAAUGCCCUCGAUCCGGGCCUCAUAUACGACCUUUCUACCUCUGACUACCUUGACUUCCUCUGUUCUCUGAACUACUCAGAUACACAAGUUCGGAUUGUAUCCAAGCAUUCGAACUUCUCUUGCCCAAGAGACAAGGUUUUGGACACUGGAAACCUGAACUACCCCUCAUUUUCGGUGAUUUUUCGGGGGUAUGAGAAGGUGGUUAGGUAUAGUCGGGUGCUCACGAAUGUGGGUGAACCAAGCUCGGUUUAUACAGUUAGUGUGAGCGCACCGGAGGGUGUUGGGAUCACAGUGAAGCCACAAAGGCUUGUGUUUAAGGGGGUGGGCAACAAGCAAGGGUACACGGUCGAAUUUGCGUCCAAGAUCAAGACAUCAGGGCCUAUGGAUUUCGGAUGGAUUUUGUGGUCGAACCAGAAGCACAAGGUCCGUAGCCCCAUCGCCUUUAGCUGGCCUAUGUCCAGCUAGUAAUGUGAGAGAAAGGUUGGGGCCACCAUGAAGAUGAUGCAAUGGCCUACAGGCUUGGUGCUCACAUGUGCAGUGUACGCAUGUGCUGCUCUUCUGCCUCCCUAACCCAUCCCCCGCUCCCCCUUCUCUCUCUCUCUCUACUUUGAUGUAACGAUUACUCUUAAACAGGGUUUAUUUGCCUCUGCUUGUGAUGUAACGAUUACUCUUAAACCGGGUUUAUUUGCCUCUGCUUGUGAUGUAAGCAAGGUCAGGUAUAAAUUUGAUAUAUAAAGCCAUAUACUUAAUGAAAGAAUUACAAGCUUCAAUGGGACGGU